Morchella sextelata is the source of this 4245-nucleotide messenger RNA. RefSeq lists its product as uncharacterized. Gene Ontology annotation, biological process: DNA integration. The record is from RefSeq and is a predicted model, not a curated record. The coding region runs from base 1 to 4245 and encodes 1414 amino acids. Gene Ontology annotation, molecular function: nucleic acid binding. The transcript is spliced from 4 exons. Lineage: Eukaryota; Fungi; Ascomycota; Pezizomycetes; Pezizales; Morchellaceae.
AUGCCUUGCGCAUCCGCUGCCAUGAUCUCCGCCGCCUCCCUGUUCCUCGCCUCGUUCUUCGCGGUUAACAUGCCGCCCGUCGUGAUCUCCGCCCUCGUACGGACCCUUACCUCGGUACUCGUACCGACCCUCGUCGCUGUCCUCACCUCUGUCCCCGCCUUCGGGUACACCACUGCACCAUUCCUCGCCCUCGCGCGAGGCCCGCCCCUUCCCUCGGGGAACCCAACCAUGUCCCUCGACCCCUCCGUUACUACCCCGCCCAUGGUUCUUUACACUAUGUUGCGUCGUUUAGGGUCGACUGACAUCCACCAACUCGCCUCGCUUACGCGACCAUCGAUACCCUCGCUUUCCGCUGAGACCACAGACACCAUUCUGAUGUUUACGAACGCCGCACUCUUCCUUCUAGCCUGGGCUAUAGCCUACCUUCUCAGUAGACUCUACAUGCAGGCCACAAAGGAACCACUCGCCGACCACCUCCCACCACUGAAGCCACCCCGGCGUACUCGCCGCCUACAAGGUCGCCUCCUCCGACGCUCCAUCCCUUGGGGACGGCCGACAGGAAACGACCCGGGCUGGUGUUUUUUGACACUAGCCCCCAUACACUUCCGGCCGUACCUUAUCGGCUUAGGACCUUACCCAUCACCGGUUAAAGUCUUGAACACCCUCCACCAGCUAGGAGCCCCACUACUCCACGCACCCGUCACCCUCCACGGUGGUACAGCCCAUGUCGAGGACGGCCCCGGUCCCCAUACUACCAUGCGACUACUAGGGUCAAGACGGAUAGGUGCCAAACUUAAGAUUGGGCAACUCCACCACCCCGGCGACUGUGAACCAUUUGAGAUACCGAUACUGCUGUCUAAGAACAAGGACAAUCUCCACGCCCUAGUCGACACAGGAGCUACCGGGUAUGGAUUUAUCGACACCUCAUUUGCCCACUCCCGCGGCUACACUAUCGAGCCGCUUCCCACGCCUAGGCAGUUACAGCUCCGCCUCGAAGUAGGCGCCCACGUGGAAGGGAUCUCCUUAAUUGUCACCCAACUAGGUGACGCUAAGACCUCCACCCUCGCUUCCUCCCCGCUGACUGCCGCCGCCGCCACCCUGCCGCCACCACCGAUACCUCCGAGAUCUACCGCCGCCGCCACUUCACCACCACCCCCGAUACCCCCAAGGCCCACCGCUCCUCGCCGUACCAUUACUCUGUCGGCGGCCCGCUUCCGCAGAGAAGCACAACAGCCCGAAAACCACCUCUUCCUCCUGGCUGCUCUUCCCGCCGGUCCGCACCCAACGCCGCUCAACUCCACCGAAGAAUUGGCCCAAGCGCUCCCUAUCCAUCGGUAUAUCGACCACGAGAUCCCGUUGCAAGAAGGCAAGCAACCGCCAUUCGGCCCAUUAUACGGCAUGUCGUCAGAAGAGUUGAAGACCCUCCGGGAAUACCUUGAUGACCAACUGACUCGAGGUUACAUACGCUCUUCUUCCUCCCCCGCAGGAGCCCCCGUCCUAUUCAUUAAGAAAAAGGAUGGCUCCCUACGACUAUGUGUGGAUUAUCGCGCCCUCAAUGCCCUUACGGUCAAGAACCGCUACCCACUGCCGCUGAUCAACGACACCCUGGAUAGACUCAAGGACGCCAAGAUCUACACUAAGCUGGAUCUCCGCAAUGGGUACAACCAGAUAAGGAUAAAAGAAGGGGAGGAAUGGAAAACCGCUUUCCGGACUCGGUAUGGGUUGUUCGAAUACUUGGUGAUGCCUUUUGGACUCACCAACGCACCCGCCACCUUCCAAGCCUUUAUGAACGACACCCUCCGGACCCACCUCGACGACUUCUGCACGGUGUACCUCGACGACAUCCUGAUAUACUCGAACAUGGAGGAGGAACAUCAGCGACAUGUCAACACCAUUCUAGACAAACUACAAGCGGCGGGACUUCACUGCAAGCCUGAGAAGUGCGAGUUCCAUGUCGAUCGUACGGAGUACUUAGGGUAUAUCAUAUCGGGCGAAGGGGUUACUAUGGCUACCGAUAAAACCAAGGCGAUACAGGAGUGGAAAACACCUACAUCGGUACACGACAUACAGGUUUUUUUGGGAUUCGCAAAUUUCUAUCGGAGAUUCAUCCGCGAUUACUCUAAAGUGGUAUCCCCGAUGACUAACCUGCUGAAGAAGGAUGCUCAGUUUGUAUGGAUCCCCGCCGCGGACCACGCCUUCAAUCGACUAAAAGAAGCUUUUACCACGGCACCAAUACUGAAGCACUUCGACCCCGAACGGGCCUGCAUAGUGGAAACCGAUGCCUCUGAUUUUGUCGCGGCCGCCGUACUCUCCCAGAAAGAUGACCAAGAAAUCCUACACCCAGUAGCCUUCUACUCCCACAAGAUGACGCCAGCCGAAUGCAACUACGACAUCUACGACAAGGAGCUGCUGGCGAUUGUUCGUGCUUUUGAAGAAUGGCGAAAGUACCUGGAACCGAGCAACCAGGAGAUCACGGUAUAUUGUGACCACAAAAACCUGGAACACUUUAUGUCCACGAAGAUUCUUAACCGUCGUCAAGCUCGCUGGUCCCUAACGCUGUCUUCCUUCAACUUUGUGGUUACCUAUCGACCAGGUACGAAGAAUGGAAAACCUGAUGCCCUCACACGUCGAUCUGGAGAUCUCCCUACGGAAGGGGAUGAAAGACUGACCCAACAGCAUCAGGUUAUACUCAAGCCAAAGAACCUCCGUCUAGCCGCCGUAUUAGAGGUCCCCAGACCCGCCAAGGUAUCACCCGCCCGCUACGAGGAACUGCAGGCUGCCUUAGCCAAUGACCCGCUGUCAAAACAAUUGAUGAAGGACAUCAUCGCCCGGAAGAAACACUCUCGCUUCCUUCCCAUCGGGGAAUGUGCAAUCAAGGAUGGGUUACUGUACUAUCAGGGCCUACUAUAUAUCCCCGAUGACGCCGCUAUCAAGCUGGAGAUCCUCCGCACCAACCACGAUGCACCUUCGGCAGGACACCCUGGACGCGCCCGUACGCUGGAACUCCUGUCACGAAACUACUACUGGCCCCAAAUGCGAAAGUACGUUGCCCGUUACGUGGACCACUGCGAUACUUGUACCCGGAUCAAGCCGGUCCGACACGCCCCUUAUGGCCUCCUCAAACCUCUCGUUCCCCCAGUCAAACCCUGGUCCUCGUUGUCAAUGGACCAUGUCACCGGCCUACCAGAGUCCCAAGGAUCCAACGCCAUCCUCGUAGUUGUCGACCGACUCACCAAAAUGGCCCACUACAUCCCCACUAGAGAUACGGCGGACGCCCCCGAACUGGCCCGCUUAUUCUUACAACACGUCUGGAAAUCUCACGGGCUGCCAAAGGACAUAGUCUCGGAUAGGGGCACGACCUUUACCUCGCAGUUCUGGAAAGCCCUGUGCAACCAAUUGGAUAUCAAACCUCGCUUCAGCACCGCCUUCCACCCACAAACCGAUGGACAGACCGAAAGAGUAAAUGCAAUUAUGGAACAGUACUUACGGGGAUACGUCAACUACCAACAGGACAACUGGGCAGAGUUUCUCCCGCUGGCAGAGUUCGCGCACAAUAACGCCACCACGGAGCCCUUAGGGGUUAGCCCCUUCUUCGCCAACUACGGGUAUAAUCCACAAUUAGAUAUCCUACCCGCCGAAGAAAGACACGAAUCCACGCCGAAGGAAGUAGUAGAAUUUGCCAACUCGAUCACAACCCUGCAGACCGCAUUGCGAUCCGAGAUCCUGUACGCUCAAGCCGCUGCUGCCGAUAGCGCCAAUACCACCCGACUCCCAGAACCACGACUAGAAGUAGGGGAUUUGGUAUGGUUGUCGCGAAAACAUAUACGAACUACUCGGCCAUCAGACAAAUUGGACCAUAAACGCUUAGGGAAAUUUAAAAUACUCGAGCGCAUUGGAUCUCACGCCUACCGACUGGAACUCCCUCCAUCGAUGAAGUCCCAUCCGGUGUUCCACGUCUCCCUACUAGAACCCGCCCGAACGCAGCCUCUUCCUGGCCACCUACAACCACCCCCGCAGCCGGUAGUCGUCGAAGGGGAAGAGGAGUUCGAAGUGCAGGAGGUGCUAGACUCGCGGAUACGUCAUCGGCAACUACAAUACCUGGUUAAAUGGACAGGCUACGAACAACCUACCUGGGAACCCGCCCGGAACCUCGAUGCGGAGUUAGGAUCGCUGCAACGCUUUCACUCCCUAUACCCCACCAAACCCGCCUUAGCUCCUAAGAGGACUCAACGUGGGAAAUUAUAA